This is a messenger RNA of Drosophila subpulchrella, 5150 nucleotides long. RefSeq names its product transportin-1-like. NCBI's taxonomy places the organism in Eukaryota, Metazoa, Arthropoda, Insecta, Diptera, Drosophilidae. The coding region runs from base 144 to 2825 and encodes 893 amino acids. Gene Ontology annotation, cellular component: cytoplasm; nucleus. The transcript is spliced from 10 exons. Gene Ontology annotation, molecular function: small GTPase binding; nuclear import signal receptor activity. The record is from RefSeq and is a predicted model, not a curated record. Gene Ontology annotation, biological process: protein import into nucleus.
ACUCCCUCGCUCUUGCACGGUCACACUACGCUAUUCUGCUAAUUGUGCGAAGAAAAGGUGAAAAAAGAGAAAAUUCGCAGGAAAACCUAAGAUAAUUCCAACCAAACUAGUUUUAAAGCACAGAAAACCCCCAAAGCAGCAACAUGACGUGGGAACCACAGGGAGAAGGUCUGCAGCAGAUCAUAGCGAUCCUCAAGGAGUCGCAGUCACCGGACACAGCCACCCAGAUGGCCGUACAGAUGAAACUGGAGGAGUUCAAUCGCUACCCAGACUUCAACAACUAUCUAAUCUAUGUGCUGACCAAACUGAAGACAGAGGACGAGCCCACGCGCUCGCUCAGCGGCCUGAUCCUCAAGAACAACAUCCGCAUGCACGGCAGCAAUCUGCAGCCGGAGAUUGUGGAGUACAUCAAACACGAGUGCCUUCAGGCUGUGGGUGACUCCUCGCCCCUGAUACGAGCCACCGUAGGCAUCCUGAUCACCACCAUCGCCAGUAAUGGAGGCCUGCACAACUGGCCGCAGCUUCUGCCUUCGCUCUGCGACAUGCUAGACGCCCAGGACUAUAACGUGUGCGAGGGAGCCUUCAGUGCGCUGCAAAAGAUCUGCGAGGACUCUGCCGAGAUUCUGGACUCAGCAGCGCUUAACAGGCCGCUUAACGUUAUGAUCCCCAAGUUCCUGCAGUACUUCAAGCACAGCAGUCCAAAGAUCCGCUCCCACGCCAUUGCCUGCAUCAACCAAUUUAUAAUAAACCGAUCACAGGCCCUUAUGCUAAACAUAGACACGUUCAUUGAGAACCUAUUCCACCUGUCCUCGGAUGAGGACCACGAGGUGCGCAAGAACGUCUGCCACGGAUUGGUCAUGCUGCUGGAGGUGCGCAUGGACCGCCUUAUGCCGCACAUGUCGCAAAUCAUUGAGUACAUGUUGCUGCGCACCCAAGACUCCGACGAGGGCGUGGCUCUGGAGGCCUCAGAGUUCUGGCUGUCGCUGGCGGAGCAAAGUAUCUGCAAGGAUGUGCUUGCUCCUUUCUUAUCCCAGUUGGCUCCAGUUCUUGUACGUGGCAUGCGUUACUCAGAGGUCGACAUCAUUCUACUGAAAGGUAAUGUCGAGGAGGAUGACAUGGUGCCCGAUCGCGAGGAGGACAUCCGACCGCGUUUCCACAAGUCCCGCGCGCAUACGAUCAAGAGUACUCAAGAGGCGGGAGCAGGAGCUACAGGCGAGGAUGACGACGACGAGUUUGACGAUGGAUUGGACGACGAUAGUUCGCUAUCAGAAUGGAAUUUGCGCAAGUGCAGCGCUGCCGCCCUCGAUGUGCUAGCCAAUGUGUUCCGUGAGGACUGUUUGCCCGUUGUGUUGCCCAUUUUAAAGGAAACCCUGUUCCACCAAGAGUGGGUGAUCAAGGAGAGCGGUGUGCUGGCCCUGGGAGCCAUAGCCGAGGGUUGCAUGCAGGGCAUGAUUCAGCAUUUGCCAGAGCUGAUUCCAUACCUGAUAAGCUGUUUGUCGGACAAAAAGGCGCUGGUGCGAUCCAUCACAUGCUGGACGCUCUCCAGGUAUGCCAAUUGGGUAGUAAACCAACCGCACGACCAAUAUUUGAAGCCGCUGAUGGAGGAGCUGCUGAAGCGUAUCCUGGACUCGAACAAGCGCGUCCAGGAGGCUGCAUGCUCUGCUUUUGCAACGUUGGAGGAGGAGGCCUGCACAGAACUGGUGCCUUACUUGGAGUACAUUCUGAAGACGCUCGUCUUCGCCUUCUCCAAAUAUCAGCAUAAGAACCUGCUGAUCUUAUAUGAUGCCGUCGGUACUUUGGCAGAUUCCGUGGGUCACCAUCUAAACAAGCCGCAGUAUAUUGACAUCUUAAUGCCGCCGCUAAUCGACAAGUGGAAUCUGCUUAAGGACGACGACAAAGACCUAUUCCCCUUGCUGGAGUGCCUAUCAAGCAUCGCCACUGCCUUGCAGUCGGGUUUCUUGCCCUACUGCGACCCGGUCUAUAGGAGAUGCAUCUCCCUUAUUGAGCAGACCAUCAACCAGGAAAUGCUGUGCAAACAAAACCAAACGUUUGAUCAUCCCGACAAAGAGCGCAUGAUUGUUGCCCUAGAUCUGUUGUCUGGUUUAGCCGAGGGCUUGGAUCGCCACAUCGAGACACUGGUGGCCAACAGCAACAUCAUGCAUUUGCUCUACCAAUGCAUGCAGGACGUUUUGCCGGAGGUGCGCCAAUCUUCGUUUGCCCUGCUUGGUGAUCUGACUAAAGCCUGUUUCCCCCAUGUGCAUCCCUUCAUGGCCGAGUUCUUCCCCAUCUUAGGGCAAAACCUCAACCCCGACUUUAUUUCGGUGUGCAACAAUGCCACAUGGGCCAUUGGCGAGAUUUGCAUGAAACUGGGCGAGGAGACCAAGCAGUACAUACGCCUUGUACUCAGCGACCUAUUUAUCAUUAUCAACCGCCCGAACACGCCCAAGACUCUGCUGGAGAAUACAGCAAUAACAAUCGGUCGUCUAGGUUAUGUGUGCCCAGUUGAAGUGGCUCCUUAUUUGCCCGAAUUUGUACGACAGUGGUGCACAUCACUGCGGCACAUACGAGAUAAUGAUGAGAAGGACUCGGCCUUCCGUGGAAUGUGUCAUAUGAUCACGGUGAAUCCAGCUGGCGUGGUGCCCGACUUCAUAUUCUUCUGCGAUGCCAUCGCGUCGUGGGUUAAUCCCCCACAGGAUCUGCACCAGAUGAUCCAAAAGAUUCUCCACGGCUUCAAGACCCAAGUGGGUGAGGAAAAUUGGCGUCGAUUUGUGGAGCAAUUCCCGCCAACACUGGCCGAGCGCCUGGCCACAAUGUACAACAUCUAAGGCCAGCCAGGCUAUAAUACACCCACCUGCACCCACUAGUGAGCCAAGCAGCAACAUCUUAACUAGACAAUUAUGUACAAGUAUGCGUAGUAAGCGUGUCGUCUUAAUCUUUAGCCUCCCUAAGUUAUCAGAUUCGAUGCAGUUCGAAUGAUACGUUAACAUUGAAAUCUAUGCUUAUAGAAGUCGAAAAAAAACAGCAAAUUCACAUAAAAGCAACUGCAUACCAGAUUUAUAACCACAUACAUAUAUCGAUAAAUCUAAUAGAGAAGAAUCACAUUUAUAUUCGAAGUCAAACUAGAGGAUCUUAGAUCUGUAGAACCUCUCUAGGCAUUCGUCUGUCCGCUUAGUGCAUAUAAAACGCCUUUAUCGUGCAAAAACUCAAUAGGAACUACAGGAAAAUUAUGUGUUCCGGCCGUACUUAACCGGAGUCAGUGCUAUAGUAGACAUGCCCAACCCUCCAAUACACUCACCCCCAAGCCCAAACCGAAAAUAAAGUUCAACAUGGAGAGCACACGGGUGUCUCUCAUAGGUAAUAGGAAAAAACUAAACGGAAAAUCGUCGAAACUAAUGAUAUUGCGGGUUCGUGUCGCGGUAAUUAUUAACUAACUUAACUAAAUCGUUGAAAGAUGAAAGUGUUGGGUCUGUUGUGAAAUCCAAGGAUCAGAAAUGGAAAUAUGGAUUCAAUUGCGCAAGCAAACGAUAAGCUUCAGCUGGGGAAAAUGUUACAAAUCAAACAAAGACUGAUGUUCAACUCCGUUCAAAAACCAUAGAAAGCAUUAAUCAACAGCCGAUUUGAAUUUCACAGGAGAAUCCAACACCUUCAGCACUUAAAUAAUAUUGAAAAGAAAGAAAAAUCGUCGCGUUUCGGGUUCUUACGGUUUCGCGUUCGCGUAUUUUCGUCGCUCGUUCGUUUAUAAUCGUAAUCGUCGUUCGUGGUAUCUCGUCGGGUAAUGAAAAUUGAAAAAUGAAUGAAAAUAAUACAAGGAUAACGAUAAUAUUGCAACUGUUACUGAUACAAAUUUACUUAUACACUACAUGAUAUUCAUAUGCUAUACAAAAUUAGGUGUUUUUUUACGCAUUGUGAGAGCGAAAAGCAAAUAGGGAAAAAAUAUGAAAUUGAGAUUAGGAUUUUGUUGAGUAUCUUAUUUAUUUUUGUGCGAUCCUUUAACUGAAUACAAAAGCAACCAUUGACUGAUCACUUUUUAAAGUAUUAUUAUAUAAUUUUUUUUUUGUAUAGGGACAAGUGUAAUUAAUUAACUAUUAUUAUUUUCUUCAAACUUUGGUAUAAUUUGUAUAGGCUCGUGUUUUGCGUAACCUUCAUAAUUUAUGAUGUUUGUACAGAACAAAUUUUUUACAAUUAUACGAUUAGGUGUAAAGUGUACUACUAAAUGGAAACAAAAGUCUUUGAAAUUGUCGCGGAACAACUAAAAACAAAAAGUAAAAAUAAAACUAGGGAAAACCAAAACUCAGUCAAACACAAAUAAAUGGAAGAUUAUGAAGCAGGAAGAUAACCAAGUAAAUCUAAGUAAUAGUAUUAUGUAAUUAUGCAAACCGUGUUUACGUUUGUGUUUUUAUUUCGUUUCAAAAAUGGGGGAACGUGUGAUAAUAAAGUAACUUCGGGUCGUUCGUUCGCGUCGCGUUAAACUCAACAAACUUAAAAACUAACAAUAAGGGACUUUCGCCCCCGAGUCCCAAAUAAUAAUCGCAAUACUUGAUAACUAUAAUACGGUCUAACUAAAUCGAAGUGAAGCAAUAGCUAAAACUGAACUAAACUAAAAUGGAAAAUCGUGAUUUCGUUGUACCUUAAUCCGGAUUCAUCGCGGAAUCCGGUCGCGUUCGCGUGCGUUUGUAUCUCUCUCGGGUGAUCUUAGUGAUUAGCGUUUAAGCAGAUAAAAAAUAAUUUAAAAAACUGAAGCAACACUACAACUACACACACACACACACACACAACAUUGAACAUAUACACACCACACAUAUACAACUAUAUAAAAUAUAUUUAUAGAUUUUAUGCAGAAUAGGUUUUUGUUCUUACUAUUGUUUUUCACUAUGAUAGGGCAAACCAAAAAAAAAGAGUAGGGAAUUAAAAAAAAAAAACUAAAUGUUAGGUCAAACUAGGGCAACAAAUUAAUUAAAAGCAAAACGUAACAAAAACAGGAAAUCAAAAUAGAUUUGUGCAGCACUAGAAAAUUUUUAUUUUUUAUUUAUUACAUUAUCGCGUGUAUGUAACUCAAAUUAUGGAGAAAACUACCCAACUGUUUUUAGUCCUCUACACAAACACAAUCUUUCGCCUCUGUUGUUUAUUUAAGUAAAUCAAGACCAAGCCAA